AUGGAAAGCCCAUCAAAGCGCAGGAAGAAGAACGAUUCAAAGUCUACAACGGUCCCUCAUCGAAAUCUCGAUUUCUUCUUUCGCAAGAAAUCCAACCUUCCACUGAAAACUCCUGCAAGCGACUCCUCUAUUCAAGGCCUGCCAGAUGAGCGGGACCAGUCAACCUCCGAACAUGCGCUCACAGAUGAGGAGCUAGCUAGAAAACUGCAAGCAGAAUGGGAAAGAGAAGACCAACAGAAUUUGAGCACAGAACCUGAAACAGAUCCGACUUCGAGAAUAGAUCAUGUCCAGGGGGAGCCACACAACGCCGAUAAAGCUGGGCAGGACUUCGCGACUGACGCUCUUGAACAAAACUUGACCGACCCCAAGCCGCAACCAAAUGGCAACAAAACCAGUUUUCUAGGUCUGCAAUCUACAGCCUCGGAUGACGAUGCUAUCACCCUCACUAUACCCUUCGAUGAGAGCCCUCUUACCUUUAACCCGGAGCAGUAUAUUCCUGGUCUACAAAAGCAGUGGGCGUCAGAAGGAGGAGACGCAUUCUACGCCUUAUUAACCCGAUGUUUUGUCCUAGUCAAUUCAACUCAGAGUCGCAUAAAGAUUGUCGAUACACUUGUUAACUGCCUACGAGUUAUAAUUCAAGCCGAUCCUGAGAGCCUUCUACCAGCGGUCUGGCUAGCUACGAAUUCCAUUUCACCUGCAUACAUCUCCCUCGAGCUUGGCCUCGGUGGUUCAGCCAUUUCCAAGGCUUUGAAGAAAAUAUGUGGACUCGAUAGUGCUGGCUUGAAAACACUUUAUGACAAACAUGGAGAUGCAGGAGAUGUUGCAUUCGAGGCUAAGAAGAGACAAAGCUUCACCCUAAGAAAGCCCAAACCUCUUUCCAUUAAGGGUGCCUACCAGACACUUGUCAAGAUUGCCAACAGCAAGGGUCAUGGGAGUGUCGAACAGAAACAAAGACUCGUAGAACGACUGCUUCAAGACGCGAGAGGCCCUGAAGAAAGUAGGUACAUUGUGAGAACCCUUGUCCAACACCUGAGAAUUGGAGCGGUCAAAACCACGAUGUUGAUUGCCUUAGCAAGAGCCUUUCAACUCUCACGCCCAGCAGGUGCUGAUUUUGCUAUAAGAGAUCAGGCAGAACUGGCAAAGCUCAAAAAGGAGGAUUUGGCUGUAAUAUGGUCAAAGGCCGAAGAAACUGUGAAAACGUGUUUUGCACGACGACCCAACUACGGUGAUCUUGUUCCCGGUUUGCUUGAGGUAGGCGUUUCAGAAGAGCUCUUGCUACGCUGCAGCCUGGCACUGCACAUUCCACUGAGACCCAUGCUUGGAAGCAUCACACGAGACUUGAGCGAAAUGCUCACCAAAUUGCAAGGUCGAGACUUCAGUUGUGAGUUUAAAUAUGACGGACAGAGAGCUCAAGUCCACUGUGAUGAGAAUGGGAAAGUCUCCAUAUUCUCACGCCAUCUCGAAGUCAUGACGGAUAAAUAUCCUGACCUUGUCGCACUUGUGCCCGAGAUACGAGGUGAUGGUGUUUCCAGCUUUAUACUGGAAGGCGAGGUCGUUGCGGUAGACCGAAAUUCUGGAGAUCUCAAGACAUUUCAAACCCUGACCAAUCGUGCGAAGAAAGAUGUUGACAUAGGCUCCAUUCAGAUCGAUGUCUGCCUCUUUGCCUUUGACCUUAUGUACCUCAAUGGGGAGCAAUUACUUAACAGACCAUUUCGUGAAAGAAGGGGUCUCCUUCGCAGCAUGUUCGUUGAGAAGGAUCACCACUUCACCUGGGUGAAGAGUAUCGACGCAACCUCGGCUGAUUCGGAGACCGUCCUUGAGUUUUUCAAGUCGGCCACCGACAUCAAGUGUGAAGGAAUUAUGGUCAAAGUGUUGGACAAUCUCCCGAACCCAGACCUGAUAGCAGAUCGAGAUCCUUCGGAGGAAGUUGACCCAGUACCAAUCACGGAAAAUGUAACUCCAAGUAAGAAAGGCAAGAAACCGUCUACAGCUGCCGCCGCAAAGAAGAAAGCGCAAGCCGAGAAGCAACAAGAGAAAGAGAAGGGCACACGUCGCAAAGCCCUCCUAGCAACAUACGAGCCAGACAAACGGCUUGACUCCUGGCUCAAAGUGAAAAAAGACUAUGCCACCUCCGCAGACACAAUUGACUUGAUUCCCGUAGCUGGCUGGCACGGUCAAGGGCGCAAAGCCAAAUGGUGGUCGCCGAUCCUUCUAGCAUGCCGCAACCCGGAGACAGGCUCCCUCGAAGUGGUAACAAAAUGCAUUUCGGGCUUCACAGACAAAUUCUACGCCGCUAAUAAAGAGAAAUAUGCACAGGACGGCGACAACACACUAGGUUCGCGGCCCGCAUACAUCGAAUACAGCGCGUACGAGCCGGACGUAUGGUUCGAGCCGCAAGAGGUGUGGGAGAUGGCGUUCGCGGACAUCACACUGAGUCCGACGUACACGGCGGCAAUCGGUUUGGUCAAUGAGAGCCGUGGCCUGAGUAUGCGGUUUCCACGGUUCCUCAAAGUCAGAGAGGAUAAGGGCAUCGAGGAGGCCAGCACCGCUGAGUUCCUUGCGGACCUGUAUCGAAAGCAGGAGGCGCGCAUUCUCGCUACAGGUGGCGGGCAGGGUUCGGGCACAGGAGCUACUGGUGGUGCUGGUGAGGAUGAGGAGGAUGGCGAUGAGUGA
Exophiala bonariae is the source of this 2673-nucleotide messenger RNA. RefSeq lists its product as uncharacterized. NCBI's taxonomy places the organism in Eukaryota, Fungi, Ascomycota, Eurotiomycetes, Chaetothyriales, Herpotrichiellaceae. Gene Ontology annotation, cellular component: nucleus. Gene Ontology annotation, molecular function: DNA ligase (ATP) activity; DNA binding; ATP binding. Gene Ontology annotation, biological process: DNA recombination; DNA repair; lagging strand elongation. The record is from RefSeq and is a predicted model, not a curated record. The transcript has a single exon. The coding region runs from base 1 to 2673 and encodes 890 amino acids.